Rhizoctonia solani is the source of this 573-nucleotide messenger RNA. RefSeq lists its product as uncharacterized. The record is from RefSeq and is a predicted model, not a curated record. The transcript has 4 exons. NCBI's taxonomy places the organism in Eukaryota, Fungi, Basidiomycota, Agaricomycetes, Cantharellales, Ceratobasidiaceae. The coding region runs from base 1 to 573 and encodes 190 amino acids.
AUGACCAUGCCUUACCUUUCCAUUAUUGUUACCUCCUUCAUUGCACUAUCAACCAAGAUUAGUCCUGUCCUGUCUUUGAGUGCAGGAAAAUAUACUAUUAGUGUCAGGCCCAAUGGUCUUAACCCUUCGUUGCUAUACUCUGAGUAUGGUGUAAACGAAGAAAUACAAGUUGGGCCCUUUGAAGAUAGGCAAACCCAACAAGCACUGUGGUCUGUGAUUCCAGACCCUCAAAAUGAGAACAAUGUCCGGUUUGAGAAUGUACAAUUCCACUGUGCACCCUACGUAGGAUCUAGAUCUACAAAUAGUUUUUCAAGUAUUCCAACCAUUAUCUGUGGUGACCUUCACAGUGUUUCUGAGGAGUUCAAAUUGACCCAGAUCUCUAAUAAAGCUGGGACGUACUACAUUGAUACCAUUGCUCGUGAACCCCCAAGAAGAAUGUUUGUAGAGUGCUACAAUGAAUUGGUAAAUGGGUCAUGUACCAGCAACGUAACACUUACAUUGUCGGGCUCACCUUUACCUGAGUUGGACCUUUUCCCUUUCACUACAGAGUUCACUUUUACCCCAGUGCCUUGA